AUUCAGUGCUGCAUGCACACAACAGACAGAGCGAAGGAAAGACCUCACUACUUCAACACAACCAACAUGAGCUACCUACAGAAAACUCAUUUGUUUUAAGGACUUCUGUUGCUGACUGCAUUUGUUUGUACAUAUUUGUAAAACUUUAUGGCUGUUUAGGGAGACCAUUUGUACCUCAUUGCAAUGGAAUGUUUACUUUACAGAGACUCUCUGAAAGUUUAAUCUGCAUUAAUUCACAUUGAGAAAAUCAGGACAAGAUGGCUGCACUCAUCUCAGAAAACUUCAAAUUUGUUGCGCUCUUCUUCAAGAGUAAAGAUGUCAUGAUCUUCAAUGGCCUUAUAGGUUUAGGGACAGUAGCCAGUCAGACAGCAUACAAUAUUUUAGCAUUUAACUGUCCGUGUUCACCAAAGAAGAAUUACCUGUAUGGCCUGGCAGCUAUUGGUGUGCCAGCUCUGGCUUUCUUUGUCAUUGGGGUGAUGCUCAAUAGAAAUACCUGGGACGUUGUGUCAGAGUGCCGCACCAGAAAAUGUCGGAAAUUAUCACUGUCUGCUGCUUUUGCUUUGUUGGGCUCCAUUUUGGGGAGAGCAGUUGUUGCUCCCAUCACUUGGUCAGUUAUUUCCCUCCUGAGAGGAGAGGCAUAUGUCUGUGCUUUAAGUGAGUUUGUAGACCCCUCUUCUUUGGAUCAUUUCCCUCCUACAACAAAGACUCCGGAGAUCAUGGCCCGGUUUCCAUGUAAGGACGUACCUGCUCCAUUUAUGAACUACUCAAGAGUGAUUGAACGCCAGCUAAAGUAUGAAUCACAGUUGUUGGGCUGGUUGAUGGUGGGAAUCAUCUCCCUCUCUGUUUUUCUGCUCCUCUGUAUGAAACACUGCUGCUCUACGCUUGGCUAUCAGCAGGAGGCGUACUGGACCCAGUAUCGUUCCAACGAACAAACUCUGUUCCAGCGUACAGCUGAAGUUCAUUCUAAAUACCAUGCAGCCGAAUGUGUCAAGAACUUCUUUGGCUUUGUGGCUUUGGAAGAUCAGGAGAAGCAGCUACUAGAAGACUGCAAGGGAAUCAAGAGUGUCAUUCCCAGAACGGAGUGGAACCGUGUCACUGGGGUUUACAUGUACAGAGAGAUUGAAGACACUCCGGUGUACAGCCGCUUAAACAAAUGGGACAUGUAUACAAAAGAGAACAACUGUUAGGUGAAUGAAAAACAUUUUGUGUGUUCUCUUUUAAAUAUCCGUUUUAUACAUUCAGAAUUUUUCAUUUAUUGUUUGUUUUUUAUUGCUUUUGUUGUUGUUGUUGUUCCUUCGUGGUAAACAUGCUUGAGUAUUAUGUUGAUAUUUGUCACUGAAGGCUGUAAUUCAGGGUGUUCAGUUUCUUCCUUUUUAAGGAUAAUAUGAUCUUAGUAGAGAGGUGAUUGGCAGCUUAAAUUGUUGUAUUUAAAAGUGUUAACGCACAAUGAACUAUUUAGCAUCUGUUUUAAGAGACAUGAUGUACUCUCAGGUUGAGAUGACCUCUUGUUAUACUUUGCUAAGCAAUAAAGUGCA
This is a messenger RNA of Onychostoma macrolepis, 1535 nucleotides long. Its product is annotated as calcium homeostasis modulator protein 2-like. Lineage: Eukaryota; Metazoa; Chordata; Actinopteri; Cypriniformes; Cyprinidae. The record is from RefSeq and is a predicted model, not a curated record. Gene Ontology annotation, molecular function: monoatomic cation channel activity. Bases 258 to 1187 code for a protein of 309 amino acids. The transcript is spliced from 3 exons.